Vanderwaltozyma polyspora DSM 70294 is the source of this 3060-nucleotide messenger RNA. RefSeq names its product Rqc2p (gene RQC2). The record is from RefSeq and is a predicted model, not a curated record. The transcript has a single exon. Gene Ontology annotation, biological process: ribosome-associated ubiquitin-dependent protein catabolic process; rescue of stalled cytosolic ribosome. Gene Ontology annotation, cellular component: RQC complex. Gene Ontology annotation, molecular function: tRNA binding; ribosomal large subunit binding. The coding region runs from base 1 to 3060 and encodes 1019 amino acids. Lineage: Eukaryota; Fungi; Ascomycota; Saccharomycetes; Saccharomycetales; Saccharomycetaceae.
AUGAAGCAGAGGGUGAGUGCUUUGGAUAUUUUGUUACUUGGUAAUGAAUUGCGCCAGGAAGUCGAAGGCUACAGGUUAACAAAUGUUUAUAAUAUUGCAGAAUCAAGCAGACAAUUUUUAUUAAAAUUUAAUAAAAGUGAUUCUAAAAUUAAUGUUGUGGUAGAUUGUGGUUUAAGAAUCCAUAAGACUGACUUUACAAGACCUAUCCCACCGGCUCCAUCGGGGUUUGUGGUGAAAUUGAGGAAGCAUCUUAAGGCAAAAAGGUUGACCGGGUUUAGACAGGUCAAAAAUGACAGAAUCUUGGUUUUACAGUUUGCUGAUGGGUUAUACUAUUUGGUAUUGGAAUUCUUUAGUGCAGGUAAUGUUAUUUUGCUAGAUGAAAAUAGAAAGAUCUUAUCUUUGCAGAGAAUAGUUCAAGAGUAUGGUAAUAAAGUUGGCGAAGCUUAUGAAAUGUUUGAUGAAUCUUUAUUUGCAGAAAUUGGAAAUACUACUGAAAAGGAAUUAGACUAUUUGAAAGAAUAUAACAAUGAGAUGGUAAGAGAAUGGAUUGAUGAAGCUCUAGCAAAAUUCAAAUUGGAAUCUUCCCAUUUAUUGCAAGAAGAAAACAAGGGCCAACAUAAGAAAGUGAAGGUUAUGUCAAUUGCGAAAUUAUUAUUGAACAAAGAACCACACUUAUCUUCGGAUCUAAUCUCAAAAAAUUUGAAGAAAAAUGGAAUUAAUCCUUCUAGUUCUAGUCUCGAAUAUUCAGAUAAAAUCGAUGAUCUUGUCAAUAUAUUAAACGCAACAACAUCUGAAUUUAAAGAGUUACUAAAUAAUGACGAAAAAUGUGGUUAUAUUUUGGCGAAGAAAAAUGAGAAUUAUAAUCCUGAAAAGCAUUCACCGGAUACGGAAUUCAUAUACGAAACGUUCCAUCCUUUUGAGCCAUUUGUUGAAUCAAAGGAUUUAGAGAAGACAAAAAUAAUAGAAAUUCCUGGGGAUUAUAACAAAACCUUAGAUCAAUUUUUUUCAACUAUUGAGUCCUCCAAAUAUUCCUUGAGAAUUCAAAACCAAGAACUUCAAGCAAAAAAGAAAUUAGAUGAUGCAAAACUAGAGAAUGAAAGAAGGAUCCAAGCAUUGGUUGAUGUCCAAACAUCCAAUGAGCAGAAAGGUCAUUUGAUCAUCGCACAUUCAAACUUAAUUGAAGAAGUCAAGUUUGCUGUGCAGGGUUUGAUUGAUCAACAGAUGGAUUGGAAUACGAUCGAAAAUCUGAUAGGGAGUGAACAAAAAAAGGGAAAUAAGAUCGCUCAAAAGGUCAAACUUCCUUUAAAAUUAAAAAAUAAUAAAAUAGAUGUAAUUUUACCUUUGGAAGGUACGGAAUCUGAAGAAGAAGAAGAAGAUUCGUCGGAUUCUGAAGAUAUCUCAGAUUCGAGCGAUGAAUCUGAAAGUGAUCAAACGGAUAGUGAUUCUGAUAGUGAUUCUGAUAGUGACUCUGAUAUAUCAAUCGAUGAACAUAAACAAAAAAAGGUGAGAAAGCCAAUUAAAGAAAGAAAAAUUGAUCUAUCUAAAUAUGUUGUUGUCACAAUUGAUCUUGGAUUAUCCGCAUAUGCAAAUGCAUCUCAAUAUUUUUCUAUCAAGAAAACUAGUGUUGAAAAACAAAAGAAAGUUGAAAAGAAUGCUGAAAAGGCGAUGAAGAACAUUGAAGAAAGAGUCAGUCAACAGCUAAAAAAGAAGCUAAAAGAAUCUCAUGAAGUAUUAAAGAAGAUUAGAAAACCUUAUUUCUUUGAAAAAUAUUUUUGGUUUAUUUCCAGUGAAGGAUUUUUGGUUAUGAUGGGUAAGAGUGAAUUGGAGACAGAUCAAAUAUAUAGUAAAUAUAUUGAAAAUGAUGAUGUCUUUAUGCAGAAUGCAUUUGGAACUCAAGUUUGGAUCAAAAAUCCGGACAUGACUGAAAUUCCUCCAAACACAUUAAUGCAAGCAGGAAUCUUUUGUAUGUCAGCGAGUGAGGCAUGGUCCAAAAAAAUAGCUGCCUCGCCAAGAUGGUGUUAUGCUAGAAAUAUCAGCAAAUUUGAUUCAACAACAAAUACAUUAUUACCAAGAGGUAGAUUUGCAUUGAAAGAUGAAAAGUCUAUGAUUCAUCUUCCUCCAGCUCAGUUAGUAAUGGGUUUUGGAUUUGCAUGGAAAGUUAAAACAGAAAGUACUGAAGAUGAGGAAGGAGAACAGGAAGAAGAAGUCGAAAUGGAAGAAAAUGAUGAUGAAAACACUCCUAAACCAGCUCUACAAGACAAUGGUGUAGAGAAAGUUGCAGACCCUGAGGAUAGUCACGUAGAAGAAGAAACUUCAAGGAUUAUGGAAGAAGCUACCAUUGAAAUAAACAACUUUAAGUUGGAAGAAUUGGAAGAAAGUCCGAAGCCUGAAGAUACUAUGUCAACUAUGUCAGUUCUAGAUAAUAUUAACAGGAAAGUUCGUGGUAAGAAGGGUAAGCUCAAGAAAAUUCAGAAAAAAUAUGCUGAUCAAGAUGAGACAGAAAGAAUGUUGAGAUUAGAAGUACUUGGUACAUUAAAGGGUAUUGAAAAGGAACAACAGAAGAAGCAAGAAGAAUUGAUAAGAAAGGAACAAAGGGAUAAUAAGAAGGCACGUCAAGAAAGACAAAAACAAUUGGAUAUAAUUAAUUUCACCAAAAAUGAAAAGGUAAAGGUCAAUUAUAAUAAAAUCUUCAGUGAAUUAAAAUAUUCGAUAACAGAAGAUGAUGAAGUAAUUGAUAUUAUACCUGUGUUUGCUCCAUGGCCUUCUUUGUUGAAGUAUAAAUACAAGGUAAAAAUCCAACCAGGUUCAGGGAAGAAAACCAAAACCAUCAAUGAGAUAUUACAUCAUUUUAUGAGUAGAAAUGUCGACUCCACAUGCCAAGAUAAAGAAAAAGAUUGGCCACAAGAGCAUGAAAUAAUUAAAACAUUGAAGGCACAAGACUUAGUUUUAUCAAUAUCUGCAGACAAAUUAAAGAUCACACUCCCUGGUCAAAACAGUAACAAUGGUAAUGACAAGGGUAAAGCUAAGGGGAAGAGCAAAGGUGGUAAAAAGAAGAAAUGA